GGCCUAGGGUCAUCGGCCAAAGCAAAGCCAAAAACAGCGUCUUUGGGGGCUAAAGAUGAGUUACUUGGGUGUCGGAAUCAGUCCCGUUUACCACGGCGCCAAUAUGAAAUCGAUCGAUCGAAGAGUGAAGCUGACUGAGCUGAUUCUGAGGUGUUCGGUGUGUGGCCUCGGUCUCGUCGCGGCCCUACUCGUUGGGACGGACACCCAGGUCAAGGAAAUCUUCACAAUCCAGAAGAAGGCGAGGUUCACCGACAUGAAAGCCCUUGUGUUCUUGGUGAGCGCGAAUGGCGUAGCCGCUGCGUAUUCUCUGGUGCAGGUGAUUCGAUGUGCGGUGGGUAUGGUGAAAGGAAGCGUCUUGUUCAGUAAACCCCUUGCCUGGGCCAUUUUCUCCGGUGAUCAGGCCAUAGCAUACUUGUGCGUUGCGGCCAUAGCAGCGGCAGCACAGUCGGCGGCAUUUGCCAAGUUGGGAGAGAGUGAGCUUCAGUGGAUGAAGAUAUGCAACAUGUACGGAAAGUUCUGCAACCAGGUAGGGGAAGGAAUAGGGAGCGCCUUGUUUGCUGCGAUUGGAAUGGUCAUGGUCUCUUGCAUUUCGGCUUUCAGCCUGUUCCGCUUGUACGGUGGCAGCAAAGGCCGUCAAAGCUGGUGAAGCUUUGGUGUGAGCCUUUUGCGUUGUUGACAAUAAGAUAAUAGUUUCAAUCUGGGCGUCGUCUUGUCUCUCUGUAUCUUGAUGUGCAUAUAUCAUCGUGCCAUUGUCGUUGUGUUAAGCAGCAAAGCGUGUCUGAAAAUGGGCAUUUGUGUUAGGAUUCAAGGCUUUGUUCUUUUCUUCUUG
This is a messenger RNA of Tarenaya hassleriana, 829 nucleotides long. RefSeq names its product CASP-like protein 2B1. Lineage: Eukaryota; Viridiplantae; Streptophyta; Magnoliopsida; Brassicales; Cleomaceae. The transcript has 3 exons. The record is from RefSeq and is a predicted model, not a curated record. The coding region runs from base 56 to 646 and encodes 196 amino acids.